UAGAGGAAAAAGGCAAGAGGGUGCAGGAAAGAUGGUCACAAGAAGAGGAAGAGUGUUUUUGAAAAGACGUAGCAGUGUAGUGCUACUUGGCGCAGUACAAAUCAAUUUCAGAGUACAGGUUGGAAGGAGAAAUGGCCUCCCAGUCCAGGUCCUGCAGCAAUCAGGGUUCACAAAGGCCUGAAGGGUUGAGUAGCCAGUCGUCAGAUCCCAUGCUGCCUACACAGAGGGUCAGAAUGAUUAGAUGGGGAAGGUUGCCGUCCACUGGUUUCGGCAUGGCCUACGCCUCCAUGACAACCCUGCCUUGCUGGAAGCUCUUCAGGACGCUAAGAUGUUCUAUGCAAUCUUCAUAUUUGAUGGGGAGAGUGCAGGGACAAAGUUCACUGGCUACAACCGGCAGAAGUACUUGACUGAAUCUUUACUGGACAUGGAUCAGCAGCUGAGGGAUGUUGGAUCUCAGCUCUUUGUCUGCAAAGGAAAUCCAAUUGAUAUAUUUACUACAUUACACAAAGAAAUUGGUCUGACUCACCUCUCAUUUGAGCAGGACUGUGAGGCAAUCUGGAAUAAACGUGACAAUGCUGUACGGAAGCUAUGCUCAGAACUCGGGGUCACAGUGAUAGAGAGGAUAUCGCACACCCUCUGGGACCCAUUUGAGAUCAUUGAGGCAAAUGGAGGCCAGCCACCCACCACCUACGAGAUGUUUAUGCAAGUUGUAAAAGUUUUAGGCGAUCCUCCCAAACCAUCACCAGAUCCCGACUGGGAGAAUAUCACAUUUGGGGACAUUCCUGAUGAAGUCGCUCAGAAGAUAAAGCUGUGUCCACAAGUCCCUUCACCUGAGGAGCAAGGCUACACAUGCAAUGGGGAGUGUCCUGUCUACACUGGGGGAGAAAAGAUUGCUCUGGCUCACCUUCAGGAACGGCUCAUAGUGGAGGAAAAUGCAUUCAGAGACGGGUACAUCCUGCCUAAUCAAGUCAAUCCAGACCUCCUUGGCCCACCCAUGAGUAUGUCGGCUGCACUGAGAUUUGGGUGUCUGUCUGUCAGGAAGUUCUAUUGGGAUGUGCAGAAGACUUACCAGAAGAUCAACAGAGGAGAACCACCUGCCUCUCACUCCAUGACUGCUCAACUCAUUUGGAGAGAGUUCUUCUACUGCAUGUCUGCCAACAAUCCUAAGUACAGUGAAAUGAAGGGCAAUCCAAUUUGCAUUCAGAUCCCUUGGUACAAGAAGCCUGAUCAGCUGGCAGCCUGGGAGGAGGGACGCACAGGGUACCCUUUCAUUGACGCUUGCAUGAGGCAGCUGCGCAAGGAGGGAUGGAUUCAUCAUGUGUGCCGAACAGUAGUUUCCUGUUUCCUGACCCGAGGAGAUCUGUGGAUAUCAUGGGUGGAUGGGCUAAAGGUGUUCUACAAGUACCUCAUCGAUGCGGACUGGUCUGUAGCAGCUGGCAACUGGAUGUGGGUCAGCUCCUCGGCCUUUGAACGGCGUCUGGACUGCUCUGUGUGCAUCUGUCCUGUGGAGUAUGGCCGCAGGAUUGAACCCACUGGAGAUUACAUAAGACAAUAUGUGCCGGAGCUGGCCAACUUUCCCCAAGAGUUCAUCUUUGAGCCGUGGAAAGCAUCACGGGCCAUACAGAAAGAGCACAACUGUAUCAUUGGACAAGACUACCCGGAGCGUAUUGUGGACCAUGCUGAGGCUUCCAAGAGCAAUCGCAAGAUAAUGAAGAGCAUUCGGAACCGCCUGAAGAAGCCUCCCAUGCACUGUGCCCCGUCAGACCCUGAGGAAAUCAAGCAAUACUUGCGUCUGCCUCAGUCCUGCUUCCACAACGUCUUCUAAGUGGAUGCAGCUCGUCACACAGCAGCUGCCCCUUGUAAACAAAUGUAAAACUUGCUCAUGUUCUCAGCCAGUUCUCUCUUCACUUCAUACUGCAUCCAUUCAAAUUACAUGUCAUCAUCUUCAUAAGCAAACAAUUUUUUUUUUUUCUGAUUUUCUAGUUAUUUUACUUUUUUUUUUUUUUUUUUUUUGUCAUAUAUUUAUUUUAUUUAUUUUUUCUUUAUUGUGUUGUACAUUUAUUGGUAUAGUGACCUUUUUCAUGUCAAUGUUGAGAGUGGCCUAAAAGUAACUUCAGUUGUUUUACAUUUUGUUAAGAAAAAUUAGGCCUUUUUCAUGUUGAUUUUCCCACCCAAAAAAUAGAGAGGUGACUUGGGCAGUUUGUUUUACAAAGUUCAUGAUCUACAUUUUUUCAUGACAAACUCUUUCAGUACUACAGCAUCAUUUUAAUUACGAGUAUGUUCUGGAUGCCACUAACUGAUCUUGUAUAAGUUUGAUAUGAUAUUUUCUGUGAUCAAAGGGUUAAAAUUAUAACUCCAGAACUAUUCACUAUAACCGUCCUUAUUUACUCGUUUCUAAUUAACAGUAGGUGAUUUUAUGGAGUCUGAGAUUUGUCUGUAGCGCUGAAUGAGUUAGAAGAAAGUAUAUAUAAUUCAAUUUCUUUUUCAUCUUUAUUUUUUAUUUUUUAUAGAAUUAAGGAAUGUUUUCUUUUACAUAAUUUAGGCUAUACUCUUAUUUUAUCUUUGUGUAGUGUACAUGUUUUUUUAAUUAACAGAAAAGUGUGUGCUUUGAUAGACAAAGUGAGAUGCUCAGCUUACCUAAACAUUGAAGCCAAGUUGUGCCAUUAGAUGACUGAUUGAUUGACUGACCUUAUUUAAUUAGUGUGCUCAAUUCACAUCAAAACAGGUACAGUCGCUGAAAUAUUUGUCCACCUUUUCCAGCAGCAAUAUAUCCAUUUACCAUU
This is a messenger RNA of Scylla paramamosain (green mud crab), 2783 nucleotides long. It is a transcript of the gene cry, whose product is annotated as cryptochrome-1-like. The transcript has 14 exons. Gene Ontology annotation, molecular function: DNA binding; FAD binding. NCBI's taxonomy places the organism in Eukaryota, Metazoa, Arthropoda, Malacostraca, Decapoda, Portunidae. Gene Ontology annotation, biological process: circadian regulation of gene expression; entrainment of circadian clock by photoperiod. The record is from RefSeq and is a predicted model, not a curated record. The coding region runs from base 242 to 1825 and encodes 527 amino acids. Gene Ontology annotation, cellular component: cytoplasm; nucleus.